This is a messenger RNA of Egretta garzetta (little egret), 1704 nucleotides long. RefSeq names its product solute carrier family 2 member 1 (gene SLC2A1). Gene Ontology annotation, biological process: D-glucose transmembrane transport; response to insulin. Lineage: Eukaryota; Metazoa; Chordata; Aves; Pelecaniformes; Ardeidae. The transcript is spliced from 10 exons. The record is from RefSeq and is a predicted model, not a curated record. The coding region runs from base 189 to 1643 and encodes 484 amino acids. Gene Ontology annotation, cellular component: apical plasma membrane; basolateral plasma membrane.
AGUUGAAGCCAAGAGGCUCCCGGAUCGGGCCGGGCAGCGUGUUUGGAGCUGACUCACAGUGACCCUGCCUGGGCAGAGCCUCCAAAAAUGCCGGCAGCCUUCCUACCAGCGCAGUCCCUUCGCCUCUUUGAGCUGCUGGGGUUUAAUAAGAAUAUGAGGGGGUUUUGCUAGACAUCAAAGAUACUAAAAUGACGGCUCGCCUCAUGCUCGCCGUGGGAGGAGCGGUGCUGGGUUCCUUGCAAUUCGGCUACAACACCGGUGUCAUCAACGCCCCGCAGAAGGUGAUUGAGGACUUCUACAACCGUACCUGGCUGUACCGAUAUGAGGAGCCCAUCAGCCCUGCCACCCUCACCACGCUCUGGUCCCUCUCUGUUGCCAUCUUCUCCGUCGGAGGCAUGAUUGGAUCCUUUUCCGUGGGGCUCUUUGUCAAUCGCUUUGGACGCCGCAACUCCAUGCUGAUGUCCAAUAUUCUCGCCUUUGUGUCCGCCGUCCUCAUGGGCUUCUCCAAGAUGGCUUUCUCCUUCGAGAUGCUCAUCCUCGGCCGCUUCAUCAUUGGCCUCUACUCUGGCCUCACCACCGGUUUUGUGCCCAUGUAUGUGGGCGAGGUGUCACCCACUGCCCUGCGGGGCGCGCUGGGGACCUUCCACCAGCUUGGCAUCGUCUUGGGCAUCCUCAUCGCCCAAGUGUUUGGUUUGGACUUGAUCAUGGGAAAUGACUCACUCUGGCCACUGCUCCUGGGGUUCAUCUUUGUCCCAGCCCUGCUGCAGUGCAUCAUCCUGCCCUUUGCCCCUGAGAGCCCCCGCUUCCUCCUCAUCAACCGCAAUGAGGAGAAUAAAGCCAAGAGUGUCCUCAAGAAGCUGCGGGGCACGACGGACGUCAGCAGUGACCUCCAGGAGAUGAAGGAGGAGAGCCGGCAAAUGAUGAGGGAGAAGAAGGUCACCAUAAUGGAGCUCUUCCGUUCCCCCAUGUAUCGCCAGCCCAUCCUCAUCGCCAUCGUCCUGCAGCUGUCCCAACAGCUCUCGGGGAUCAACGCGGUCUUCUACUACUCCACCAGCAUCUUCGAGAAGGCGGGUGUGGAGCAGCCUGUCUACGCCACCAUUGGCUCUGGCGUGGUGAACACGGCUUUCACGGUUGUUUCGCUCUUUGUGGUGGAACGAGCUGGACGCAGGACCCUCCACCUCAUCGGCCUGGCGGGGAUGGCGGGGUGCGCGGUGCUCAUGACCAUUGCCCUGACGCUGCUGGACCAAAUGCCCUGGAUGUCCUACCUCAGCAUCGUGGCCAUCUUCGGGUUCGUGGCCUUCUUUGAGAUCGGCCCAGGCCCCAUCCCCUGGUUUAUUGUGGCAGAACUUUUCAGCCAAGGCCCUCGCCCUGCUGCCUUUGCUGUUGCCGGGCUGUCCAACUGGACCUCGAACUUCAUCGUGGGCAUGGGCUUCCAGUAUGUCGAGCAACUCUGUGGCUCCUACGUCUUCAUCAUCUUCACGGUGCUGCUAGUCCUCUUCUUCAUCUUCACCUACUUCAAGGUGCCGGAGACGAAGGGUCGGACCUUUGACGAAAUCGCCUCGGGUUUCCGUCAGGGGGGAGCGAGCCAGAGUGACAAAACCCCAGAUGAGUUUCACAGCUUGGGCGCCGACUCCCAGGUGUAACCCACCCGUGGCACCGCCCGCUCCUCCCGCCCGCCCGAGGUCCUUGGGGGUUGUUUUUUUA